ACCUGUAAAAAUGUUUUUCCUAGUAGUACUUUCUUGUGUGGCUUUAUCCCAAGCUUCCCAGAUUCUUCAACCUAUCCUUUAUCAUGCCCAGCCUUAUAACUUCGGGUACGCAAUUAAGGAUCAUACCAGUGACCAAUAUAGACAAGAAAAAGGAAAUGGACUCGGAGGUGUAGUGGGAAGCUACGGUUUCAAAGAUGCCAGAGGUAUCUUCCGUAACGUCAACUACGUCGCUGACCAUGCUGGAUUCAGAGCGGUAGUCAACGGCAACGAACCAGGCACCGCAAAUCAGAACCCUGCUUCUGUUAUCGUUAAUCCUCACCAGCCUGUUGUAGUCAAGGCAGUCGAACCCAUUCGCCCAGUCUCCGUGGUUCCGGUCCUAACUGCUCUUGGAGAUUACAAAUUCGGAUCUGGAUUCGCAGAUGUCUUGGGAUAUCAGGGCGUCAACUUUGCUGUUCCUCUAAUCGGAGGAGCUAUCAAAGGAUACGACAGCCGAUUUGCUAAUGUGAUCGUUUAAAUAAUGCUUCAUUUGAAGAAUUUCCAAUUUCUGAAAACGUUUUGAAUACCUUUGAAAUAUAAGAAUCUAUUGAGUAUUGAUUUAAUCCAACUUUGGUCAUUCCUGUAUCCGUAUACUCUCCAAAGAAAAGAAAGGUGAAAAUGAUAAUUGUAAACUAUUUUAUGAUAAGUUCUUAAAAAUUAAAAUUAUUAUCUACAAGGAU
This is a messenger RNA of Argiope bruennichi, 716 nucleotides long. RefSeq names its product cuticle protein 10.9-like. The record is from RefSeq and is a predicted model, not a curated record. Gene Ontology annotation, cellular component: chitin-based extracellular matrix. Lineage: Eukaryota; Metazoa; Arthropoda; Arachnida; Araneae; Araneidae. The coding region runs from base 11 to 514 and encodes 167 amino acids. Gene Ontology annotation, molecular function: structural constituent of chitin-based larval cuticle. The transcript has 3 exons.